Messenger RNA from Psylliodes chrysocephalus, 1898 nucleotides. The record is from the annotation of a GenBank genome assembly. Lineage: Eukaryota; Metazoa; Arthropoda; Insecta; Coleoptera; Chrysomelidae.
CGUAAAUGGAAUUUGAAAAGUUGGCUACCCUGCAACGCUGUCUGUGUUUGACUUUGACAUUACAUUUUUUACAUUCCUUAUGGAAGAGUCAUCAGUCGAGACGUAAUAUUUUUAAUAUUUUAGGAGUACCUGCAUAAUUAAGAAUUUUACGAAAAAUCAUGCAGAAUUAUUCGACUCCAAAUUAUCUCCACGAAAUCGGAAAUCAGCCUGCCAUGUCGUCUGGAUCCAAUAAUAAAUUCGUUUAUUUUAAGCAAAAUUUCGUUUCGAAUGUACAGAGUGCUUCAUCUAAAGUUUUGGUAAAUCCACAUUUCAACAAAAAAGUGUUCCUUAAUCCUAAUUAUAUCCCAAGCAAUCCGCCUACCUUUUCAGGAAACAUUCAUGUCAAUCCAAAUAUAGCCUUUAGCUUACCUCGAGAAAAUAGUAAAAUACAUAUUAAUCCUAAAAUAUUGCAAAAAGUUCCAAGUUCACAAGAUUACAAAAAUGUACCUCUAAAAACUAAUGCAGAAGAACCAAAACAAAAUAUUAUAAUGUACUCUUCCAAAACAAAAUUAAUUAGAAAACCUGUAAAAGAACAAACUGUACAAGAAUCAAAACGAAUAAGAAGAACUUCAAUUUACACAAAAUUUAAAGCAGUUAAGUCGUGUACAUUAAAUAAGAGCCCUGAAAGUAAUACAAAAAAUAGAUUGGUCUUCAACAGCAAGUACAAACUCAGGAGAGAAACUUCAAAUAAAUUAGUAAAAAGUUCCAGCCCAGUGAAAUUAAGGACUAGAUUUAAGUUAGAUAAUAGAAGUAAAACUCUUUUAAGCAUUACACACAAAAAUGCCAAAUAUGUGUUCAUUAAUAGAUUUUUAAGUAUAACUGAUAUUGCCAAGACUGUACCUCUAAGGACCAAUAGAAGUUUAUUGAAUAUUUCUGGAAUUAUGUACAAAAACACACCAAAUAGGCUACAGAAAGUGAUUAAAAUAGAAAAAAGAAAGUUACUUUUAUCUAAUCAUAAGAACCCUUCGAGUAAAACCAGAUUCAAGAUUGUUAGAGUGUCUGAAGCCAAAUCUUCUAGAAUAUAUAAAAAAAAUUCAAGGUUCUCUACAAAAAAAGUAAAAGUGUCUCAAGAAAAAUUGAAGAAAUGCAAUAUUCCAUGUCCUUACUACAGAAAAUUUGGAAAAUGCAAGGGAAAAGAUUUAGGAAAAUGUCCCCGAAAACAUGAUCCUGAUCAAAUUGCUCUCUGUACAAAAUUCCUUCAAGGUGCCUGUAUUGAUACAAAAUGUUCUUUGUCACAUAAUGUAUCUGCUGAAAAAAUGCCUACCUGUAAGUUUUAUUUGGAAGGAGCUUGUUCUAAAGAUAGCUGUCCAUACCUGCAUGUUAGAAUAAGUCCUAAAGCUGAUAUUUGCAAGGACUUCUUAGAAGGAUUCUGCAAGAAAGCAUCUGAGUGUGACAAGCGUCACCAGUUUUUGUGUCCAGAUUUUGAGAAAAAAGGUGCCUGUCUAAAAACAAGAUGUCCCUAUCCUCAUGGAAGGAUGGUAAGAAAAUAUUCAGAUUACAAUAAACACAAAUUUGCCAAGAAAUCUUCCAAAAGUAUCAAAGAUAAUAUCACUAAUAAAAUAGAUAAUAAUUUGGUUGGUUGUAAUAAAAUUGAAGAAAAAAUUGAACCUGAAGUAAAUCCUGCAAUUCGUUAUUAUAGUGAUAAAAAGAUAGAUGCACAAAAUUCUAUUAAAAGCGAAUCUAAUGAUGAAGUAGAUUCCAAUCAGAAAAUAAAUCUUCGAAUUCGACCAAAAUUAGGAGACCUACCCUCUUUUAUUUUAUUGGAAGAUCAAUGAAAAUUUCUUGGCAAUGGUUUUAAUAAGAUAUUUUUAAUUAAAAAAGUUGUAUGUUUUGACAAAUAAAUAAAUACUUUUCAAUAA